AUCACACAAACCCAAGGACAAUUAAGGAUGAAUAUUGGUUUCCUAAUCUCAGCCCUACACCAAGGUCUACCAUGUUCCGGGACUUUGCGACCAAUAUUUUCUGUACGAGAAGAUUGCUAACUAAAAAUCGCCUACCAUGAUGUUCACCGAUGAGACUUCGGAGUCGGUAGCUGUGGAAUCGCAGUGGAGGAGAUCGCACGAGUUGAAGCAGGAGUCGAAAAGCUGUCAGACAGCGACUCUGAAGUCUGCUGAGGUGGGAGCACAAGCCGUGUACCGCUCAGAAAGCGCCACACAGACCGAUCCGCACAGCCAGCUCUCUCAGGAUCCUCACCUCACCCGCCACAGUGAGCUGGAAUCCCCUGGUCUGGUGGAUUUUUUGAACCGGGUCACAGACGUGGUCAUCAGAGAGCUGGCGAAGAACUCCAGGAGUCACGCUUUUGAUGGGUUUGAAGUGAACUGGGAGGACCAGAAUCGAACGGUCUUGUGCAUUCAUUGUCUGCAGUACUGUGAGGCCCAGCAGAGGAAGCUGCACGUGACCAGCCUGUCCUGGAACUGCACAGGCUCUGUUAUUGCGUGUGCUUUUGGCCACACCGACGACGGUGACUGGACCACAGAGAAGUCUUUUGUGUGCACUUGGAAUCUGAACCGCAGAGGUCUGGACCCAAAGCGGCCCGAUGUGGUCAUAGACGCCGCCACAUCAGUCAUGUGUGUGUCCUUCCAUCCUUCACGGCCCUCCCUGAUUGCAGGUGGGCUGUACAACGGGGAGGUGGUGGUCUGGGACACCAGUCAGACACAGGACCCAGUUCUGGCUCAGACGGGCAUGUCACCUGACACACAUCGAGACCCUGUCUGCCAGGUAUACUGGGUGCCGACGGGCCGACGGGGUGAGUUUGCUGUCCUAAGUGCUGGUUCUGGGGGCAGGCUACUCCUCUGGACCAUUGGUGAGGACUCCAAGCUGGUUCUGAGCUCGGGUUAUGCCCUCUCCAGCCAGCAGCUGCCCCAGAGCAGCACGGGGGCCAAGGCCAGAGGUGGCAGCACUGUGGGUAUAUCUUCCCUGGAUCUCUCCCCCUGGGACCGGGACGUCUUCCUGGUGGGAUCCGAGGGGGGCCUGGUACUCAAGUGCUCCUUCUCGGCGACGGAGGUGGCAGCGGUGACGCCGGAUGGCGAGAGCGUGACGUUGCGUGCCCCAGCACAAGUCUCCUACUCGCCACGUUGCGGUCCUGUUCAUGACCUCCACUGCUCCCCGUUCCACCGGAACCUCUUCCUGAGUGUGGGGACAGACGGCUUUGCACACCUCCACAGUCUGCUCCAGCCACAGCCUCUGAUGUCUCUGCGGGUAUCAGACUCGUAUGUUUUUGCGGUGCGCUGGUCCCCGACACGCCCUCUGCUCUUCGCUGCUGCCACUGGAGAAGGGACAGUGCAGAUUUUUGACCUAGGCCUGAUGUCACUGAGACCCUUGGCCACCAUUGGGCAGGAUUCUGGGGGCCAGCCCAUCUACUGUUUGGAGUUCAACCCCCGGCUGCCCCAGCUCCUGGCAGCGGGGAACAACAACGGCACCGUCAACAUCUGGCAACUGAGCACGGAGCUCACCGAGCAGGGGCUCAGGGAGGCGGCACAGCUGGAACAGAUAGCCAAUGGGGUGGCAGAGUAAACAGCCAAGGACAAACAGCUGGCCAAUGGGGUGGCAGAGUAAACAGCCAAGGAUAUACAGCUGACCAAUGAGACACUAGCAUGAAGCAAAAUGGUGAAAGGUGAUGGAGGACGUGCAGUAUGUCGUUUGUUAAGGGAAAGGUGAUAGUACUGAAAAUAUUUCCUUUUGUAAAAUUAAAAGUUCCCAUAUAUACUAAA
Molecule: messenger RNA, 1848 nt
Organism: Paramormyrops kingsleyae
Lineage: Eukaryota; Metazoa; Chordata; Actinopteri; Osteoglossiformes; Mormyridae
Gene: dync2i2
Product: dynein 2 intermediate chain 2
Biological process (GO): intraciliary transport
Cellular component (GO): ciliary plasm; cytoplasmic dynein complex
Molecular function (GO): dynein heavy chain binding; dynein light chain binding
Source: RefSeq, a predicted model, not a curated record